Salvia hispanica is the source of this 651-nucleotide messenger RNA. Lineage: Eukaryota; Viridiplantae; Streptophyta; Magnoliopsida; Lamiales; Lamiaceae. The record is from RefSeq and is a predicted model, not a curated record.
AUGACUAGAAAUUUCCGAGAAAAACUAGGUGAAGGUGGUUUCGGCUCUGUUUACAAAGGAAAGCUUCGAAGUGGCCAUUAUGUAGCCGUCAAGCUAUUGGGAAAUGCUGACAAAAAUGACAAAGAUGUCAUCAAUGACAAAGAUUUCAUCAAUGAAAUCGGAACAAUUGGGAGGAUCCAUCAUGUCAAUGUUGUCCAACUUGUAGGAUAUUGUGCGGAGAGAUCCAAGCGUGCUCUUAUACUCGAUUUUAUGCCAAAUGGUUCUCUUGACAAGUACAUCUUCAAAUCGAAAAAUACAUCUUCACUGGAUUGGGAUAUGAAAUUCAAGAUUGCAAUUGGAGCAGCUCGAGGGAUUGAGUAUUUGCAUAGUGGUUAUGAUAUCAAGAUCUUGCAUUUUGAUAUAAAGCCGCAGAAUAUACUUCUUGAUGACAUGUUUGUCCCCAAGAUCACCGAUUUCGGGCUGGCAAAGUUAUGCUCCAUAGACAAGGACGCGGUGACGAUGACGGCUGCUAGAGGCACCAUAGGCUAUGUUGCUCCGGAACUCAACUACAUAAGUAUUGGCCCAGUGUCUCACAAGGCCGAUGUGUAUAGUUUCGGGAUGUUGUUGUUGGAGAUGGCGGGCGUAAACAGUGUUGAAGCGAAACAAAGAUGA